AUGCGGAAUUAUCAACUAAUUGGCAGAAAGGGGAGGCCCGCAGGUCGAAGGAAAACAGUCGAGUACCCCAAUGCCCAUCUUCAUUCGCUCCCCACGGAGAUCUUGACUCGGAUAGUGGAGAUCGUUGCCGACGACACCAGGAAUUUGCUUGCGUUGGCGCUCACGUGCCACAGGUUCCACGGCAUCAUAUGCAAGAACUUUCUCUACAACUCGGCCGAGUUCAAGUCCCCAUCGGGAUUCUUCCGGUUCACGGGCCAGCAUUUGAGCCACGAUACCAGCAACAAGAUCAACUACUUGCAGACGGUGCGGUUUGUGAAUCCGCAAGUACCAGAUUCAUCCAAGUACAAGACCAAGAUUGCCGGCAGUUACGCUGUCGAGUCAAACACGAGACUCACUGAUAGCUUAAGCUACUCCGAGUUCAUCAAGUCGUUGGGCACGCUAUUUGCCCACUCCUAUGGGUUGCAGUGUCUUGAGUUCACCGAGAUUGCGCCCGAGUUUGCAUUCCCCGGGGAGCUCAAGGCCAGACACGCCAGCAUUUUCAAGAAGAAAAUCACAAAGACAAAGAGACGACUAAACAAGUUGGUGCUCAAAUCUCAAACUGGCUGGUCGAUACCGCUACGAGACGUCCACUUGUCGCUUGUUUGCAAGUACUUUGACGUGAUCAACGAGCUCGUGCUUGUCAAUUUCAUUAUAACAAACCCAAUAAACUUGGACAUUGCCAUCAAUAAAGUCACGUUUGACUCGUGUUCGUAUCUGUCGACAAGCUCGCGGCCGUCGAGCUCUGCUUUCAAAGACGUGGCUGCGUUGGAGUUGCUUCGAAUGCCGAGCUCAAAAGAGUUGUCCUUGAUUGACCUCGUCAAGCUCGACGCUCAGAAGUUGAACACGUUGACCAUUGAUCUUUCCUCGAGCAUGUUCUACACGGGCAAGGAGUUUAAUUUUACUCGGUACAACCCUUUUUUCCGCUUAUUGUGCUCCCGCGAGGGCGGGUAUGCUCGCUUGUCGACCCUUGUGCUAACGGAUUUUGGCUUGUUCACCUAUUUGCAACAUGAGGAUGUCCAUAGCCAGAACCGCGACUCGUGGAUUGAGCCACCAACCAAUAAUUUCGAGACGUUUAUCAAAUACGUGUCGAACAUGGCCAACCUUGUCAUUGUGCUUAAAAGGACUCCCGUCAAGAUCCAAACGUGCAAAAAUUGUGGUUUCAAAGAGCAGCUGCGGGACAAGGCGAUUGAAACCUUGACCAGCCAAGAAUGGGAACACUUUUUGUCUCCCUUGGAGUUUCACAACAACUCGCUUCGAAUUGAACUGUACAAAGGUAUUCCAUUAUACACAGUGUCAAAACACAACUAG
Messenger RNA from Lodderomyces beijingensis, 1347 nucleotides. Lineage: Eukaryota; Fungi; Ascomycota; Pichiomycetes; Serinales; Debaryomycetaceae. The record is from the annotation of a GenBank genome assembly.